Knipowitschia caucasica is the source of this 612-nucleotide messenger RNA. NCBI's taxonomy places the organism in Eukaryota, Metazoa, Chordata, Actinopteri, Gobiiformes, Gobiidae. The record is from the annotation of a GenBank genome assembly.
AUGGCUGAAGCCAUUGUGAGUGGCUGCAUAGAUGUUGGAAGGGUUAGGGAUGAAGAAGGAAGAAGAAGGAAGAAGAAAGAAAAGGGAAGAAGAGGAAAGACGAAGAACGAAGAGGAGGAGGAAGAAGAAGAAGGGGAAGAAGGAGAAGAAGAGGAAGAAGGGGAAGAAGAGGAAAAGGGGAAGAAGAGGAAGAAGAGGAAGAAGGGGAAGAAGAGGAAAAAGGGGAAGAAGAGGAAGAAGAGCAAGAAGAGGAAAAAGGGGAAGAAGAGGAAGAAGAGGAAGAAGGGGAAGAAGAGGAAGAAGGGGAAGAAGAGGAAAAAGGGAAAGAAGAGGAAGAACAGGAAGAAGAGGAAGAAGGGGAAGAAGAGGAAGAAGAGGAAGAAGGGGAAGAAGAGGAAGAAGGGGAAGAACAGGAAGAUGAGGAAGAAGAGGAAGAAGGGGAAGAAGGGAAAGAAGAGGAAGAAGGGGAAGAAGAGGAAGAACAGGAAGAAGAGGAAGAAGGGGAAGAAGAGGAAGAAGAGGAAGAAGGGGAAGAAGAGGAAGAAGGGGAAGAACAGGAAGAUGAGGAAGAAGAGGAAGAAGAGGAAGAAGGGGAAGAAGAGGAAGAAGUAA